Messenger RNA from Columba livia (rock pigeon), 2979 nucleotides. RefSeq names its product aspartate beta-hydroxylase domain containing 2 (gene ASPHD2). Bases 409 to 1518 code for a protein of 369 amino acids. The record is from RefSeq and is a predicted model, not a curated record. NCBI's taxonomy places the organism in Eukaryota, Metazoa, Chordata, Aves, Columbiformes, Columbidae. The transcript is spliced from 4 exons. Gene Ontology annotation, cellular component: membrane.
GCGCGGGGGCGGGGGCCGGCCCGCUGCGCAGGGCGGGCGGUGCCUCGCCCGGGGCCCGCAGGCUGCGGCCCCGGCGCGGUCCCGGUGGGGGCGGUGCGGCCCCUCCUGCCCGGGCUGCUGGGAGUUGUGGUCCGCGGCGGCAGCGGCGAACGGAGCGGAGCGGAGCGGCGGCCCCGGGUGGCCCCGCACGGCCCGGCGCGGGCAGCAGAGCCUCCCUCCAGCGCUGCCUUUCAGGAUGAUCAGCCCAGGAGCACGGGCAGCGACUCCCUGGGCACAUCACCACUGACCCGCAGCACUGGCACCCCCAGGCAGCCUGGCUGCUGAUGCAGAGCUCCUGGGCGCGCAGGGGAGAGCCGCAGCUCCGCGUCCCCAUGGCAGCCCCUUCGCCCUACGCCCCGGCCCAGCUGCAUGGUGUGGGUGCCCCUGAGGAGCACCAGGACUGACCGCCGGGCCCCCCUGCACGCAGCCCCCGCCCGCUGCACCACCAUGUCUCUGGAGUGGCUGCUGGACUGGAGCUGGUCCCUGGACGGGCUGCGGGAUUUCAUCGCCACUGGCAUUCAGUCAUUCCGGGACUGCGACACCAGUGCCCUGGCCGCUGUCGCCUGCCUCCUGCUGCUCUUCGUCUGGUACUGCUACCACGUGGGGCGGGAGCAGCCUCGUGCCUACCCCACCGUCAAUGCCCUCAUGCAGAGCGCCGAGGCCAACGGUGUGCAGAACGGCUUCGUCUACUGCCACUCGCCCGAGUGCGUGCGCUGCGCUCACCACGACGGGCUCAACCAGAAACUCUACCACAACCUGCAGGAGUACGCCAAGCGCUACUCCUGGUCUGGCAUGGGCAGGAUCCACAAGGGCAUCCGCGAGCAGGGCCGUUACCUCAACAGCCGGCCCUCCAUCCAGAAACCAGAAGUCUUCUUCUUGCCAGACUUGCCAACCAUGCCCUACUUCUCCCGGGACGCUCAAAAGCACGACGUGGAGUUGCUGGAGCGUAACUUCCAGACCAUCCUGUGCGAGUUUGAGACCCUCUACAAAGCUUUCUCAAACUGCAGCCUCCCGCAAGGAUGGAAAAUGAACAGCACGCCCAGCGGGGAGUGGUUCACCUUCUACCUGGUGAACCAGGGCAUGUGCGUGCCCAGGAACUGCCGGAGAUGCCCACGGACGUACCGCUUGCUCGGGAGCCUCCGCACCUGCAUUGGCAACAAUGUAUUUGGGAAUGCGUGCAUCUCUGUGCUGAGCCCGGGCACCGUCAUCGCUGAGCACUACGGACCCACCAACAUCCGCAUCCGCUGCCACCUGGGUCUGAAGACGCCCAGCAACUGUGAGCUGGUGGUGGGGGGUGAGCCGCAGUGCUGGGCUGAGGGCCGCUGCCUGCUCUUCGACGACUCCUUCCUGCACACGGCGUUCCACGAAGGUCCCCCAGAGGAGGGUCCCCGCGUGGUGUUCAUGGUGGACCUGUGGCACCCCAACGUUGCUGCUGCGGAGCGCCAAGCCCUUGACUUCAUCUUCGCCCCGGGACGGUGACGGUGCUGCCGGUGUCAUGGGUUCCAGGGCGGCCGUGCCGGCUCAGCUCCGCCAUGCAUGGACGCCCGCCACGAUGGCAUGCAGCCUCGGGGUCCUCCCUCUCGGGGCUCCUGUAAAUGGAAACUGUCACCUGCAUCAACGCCCAUCUCUUUAUUCCCAUCGUUGGCUUCAGGGAUUAUUUUCCAACACGCCAGCGCAUCGCCUGCCCCCCAUGGUUCGCUGUAGCACCACGCCCGUCCGUGUUAUGUUGCUACUGUGUUUUGCGGUGUUCAGAAGUAGAGUAACUAAACCAAGGGUGUUUGUCUGAAUGUAAUAAUGUAAAACUUCUUGUGGUUGUCAAAAGAACAGCACACACACAUCAAACCAGCCAACCGGCCCAGCGCUGAGCUCAGCCUACCUCUACCCCUGUUGCUGUCCCCAGACAGAUGGACAGAUGGACACCAGAGGCUGCAGCAGGCACGAUGCACCCCAGGGCAGAUGAGGCAGCAAAGGCAGCGCUCAGCCUGCAGAGAGCUCCUGCACCACCAGCCCAGGGGCUCCUGCCCCCCUCGUAGCAGGGCCCCAGCCCACAGUUCCCGUCCCUCCUGCCUCAGCAACCCAAUGUCCAGCCUGGCGAGGGGACAGUGCACAUCAGGCCCCACUCUUUAAUCUGACCAAGGGAGUUAUCAAUUGCCUAAAUCCCCUCCUGGCUUUGUCUGCAACCUUCGGUUUUCACCGCUCAAGCUGGGAAGCCCCUGCCGGGCAGGGACACGUUGAGAGUGGAGAACAGGGCUUUUGUCUGUCCAUAGCAAAGGGAGGAGGUGACGCUUCCUUCCGCUGCUCCAGCGUCUCCUCUCCUGAAGCCAGAGUGAGCAUACAGAGCAGCACCUCACACAUACCUGACAGCACAGGAAAGGUUUCCCAAGGCAGCAGGUGUUUCGUUCUGCAGCCCAAGGGAUGAGCCCUCCCCCCUGGGACUCCUGCCCACCCAGCAACCAAUGCACUUUUCCUGAUGUCACCAAGCAUCCAGGGUUUGUUUGGGGGUUUUGGGGUGCAGAGGUACCGUAGGGUUUAUAACAUGCUACAGAUGAAGCACAGCAUGUCGUGGGUGCUCACUGCCGUCCUUGCACCUCUGGUUGGGACACGUCUGUGCCGGGGUCGGUGGCCUCAGCAUGGCUCUGGGGACCGCUCGCCCCCGCACCCGGGAGGGAACACAGCCCACCUGCCCUAUGAUUUCUUUACCAAUUUUUCAGUGAUUAGAUUGCAAGAUAAGGCAGAGAUUUCAAAUACAUCCAAGAGAUUUUUUACACCUGUCUUGUUACAGAAAAUCUGAAGUGCAUGAUUUCUACACGCAUUGACUGCCUGGAACCAGAGCCCAAGGAAGCAGGAAGCAGGCUGGCUCGGCAACUGUCUUACGGUUUGGUGACAUCCAUACAGUGGAUAAGCAAAGAUUAUCAAUAAACUGUUGUGCUGAAAACAGAA